UCCUACCACUGAACUGUGUGGUAGGAGCAGUGCCUUGGCAAAUAGAAUCUGAGGUGAAGCAAGCGAAUGGUGACAGCCCGACACCUCGUGGAUGCCCAGAUAGUCGAGUGUCUGUCCCCGUUGCCAUGCGUCCACAGGUGAUCCAAUGGGCUCACACCUCUCUGCUCACCUGCCACCCAGGGUUCAAAAGGACUAUGCACACCAUUUCCCAGAGGUUCUGACUACCACCCUGAGGCUAACGUCCAGACAGAACACCUGACCAGGAGCUGGAGACGUGCCUCCGGUGCCUAGUGUCCCAGAAACCGGCCUCCUAGAGCAAGCAUCUGUUAUGGGUGGAAUACGCCCAUAACUCACUCCCUACGUCAGCCACCGACAUGUCCCCGUUCCAGUGCAUCUUCAGGUAUCAGCCCCCUGUCUUCGCGGAGAUGGAGGAGGAGGAUGUCACUGUUCUAUCUGUCCACGCCAUGGUCCGGCACUCCCAGCGCAUCUGGGCAACUGCUCGCAAGGUCCUCAUCCACAGCAUGGACCCCAUGAUGAGGGCUGCUGAUCGGAGGCAUUGACAGGUCAAUGGCAGCUGCUGUCUGACAUGAUGAUGGUUUGUAUGAUCAGUAAAAUCAAUUACAGACACAGGUGUGAUUAAAACAACACAACCACACUUACAGAAACAGCCACGGAGCACGGAGCAGGUAAUGACUCUGACUGAUUUGAAUACACAACGUACUUUGUCUACACAUCAUUUCACUUCUGACAUGAAUUUGUAUAAGUACUGAGGCUGCAUUACACAGACUGUACAGUAUGUCUGCAGCAGAUACUCAGACACAAGAGUCCACAAAGAGACGACACAGAGGGAGGAAGGUCACAGACAGAUCCUGAUCAGACAUGUCAGUAAACUCUUCCUCCUCCUCCUCCUCCAACCACUCCCUUCUUCAUCCUCACCUUUUGUCCAUCAACUCCUCUCUUCCUGUUGGUGAUGAGGCAAUAAAUAAUUGCUUCAUCACCAAACCAGGCUCCUUGAUUUUCAUCUCGUACAACAUCACCUACAUCCUCCUCCUCCUCCCUGUCUCCAUCUUCGUCCUCUACCUGGGUGUCCAGCGAUGGUGGAGACAGCGUUUGUCCUCCACAUCAGCAAAGACAAGUCACUCUGACAUCUUCACCUACCACAUGGCCACCAUGGAGCUGGUUGGUGUCGUCGGGAAUGCCUUGUGCUGCAGUGGUGUCUACAGACGUAAUUUUAGCAUAUUAUUUUUGGGCUUAAAUCCUAUGAGCUUCACCUGGUAUGGAGAGAUGUUCUUCCACAUCCUGACCUGUGUGGAGCGCUACCUGGCUGUCGUUCAUCCCAUCAUCUACCUGAGCCUGAGAGAAGAGAGAGGGAUCAGAAUCAGAAAUAUCACCAUCGGCUGUGUUUGGAUGUUUUGCUUUGCAUGGACUUCGGUCUCGAACAUGAACAAUGUCAUCUCAAUUGUAGAUUUGUGCCUGUUGUUUUUCUCCUCUGUUGUCAUCUCUUUCUUCAGCCUCUCUGUCCUCUGCACUCUGAUUCGUCCAAAGCCAGGGGAACAGAGCAGGGACAGGCAGAGGGUCGACCAGUCAAAGCAGAGGGCAUUCUACACCAUCAUGGCCAUACUGGGAGUGCUGCUGUUGAGGUGUAUGUCUAAUUUUACAUGGGCUACACUGUACACUUUUAGACCAAGUCACAAUUGUGUGUUAAUAACUUUUGAGAUCUGGUUUAAUCUUCCCAGCAGUCUGGUGUUACCUCUUCUGUUUCUGCACAGAUCAGGGAAACUAGUGUGUUUAAGUCAAAUCAGGUCACUUUUAUUGAUGUAGCCCUGAAUCAUAACAGAAGUUAUCUCAUAUAGAGCAGGUCCAGACUGUGCUCUAUAUAAGAUUAUUCACAGAGGCCCAACAUUUAGCUCCUGAGUAAGAACUUGGCGACAACAGAGAGGAAAAUCAAAGGAUUAGAUCAGAUUUUCAUCAAGAAAAUUAAUGAAGUAUAGAGAACAAUAGAAAAAUUCUUUGGCUCAUAU
This is a messenger RNA of Toxotes jaculatrix (banded archerfish), 2021 nucleotides long. RefSeq lists its product as uncharacterized. Lineage: Eukaryota; Metazoa; Chordata; Actinopteri; Toxotidae. The record is from RefSeq and is a predicted model, not a curated record. The coding region runs from base 880 to 1821 and encodes 313 amino acids. The transcript has 2 exons.